Messenger RNA from Phytophthora sojae, 1419 nucleotides. RefSeq lists its product as hypothetical. The record is from RefSeq and is a predicted model, not a curated record. The transcript has 6 exons. NCBI's taxonomy places the organism in Eukaryota, Oomycota, Peronosporomycetes, Peronosporales, Peronosporaceae. The coding region runs from base 1 to 1419 and encodes 472 amino acids.
AUGCUCGCAACCCCCCGUCCGCCUCGCACGGCCGCCUUCGCUAACAGGCAGGUCUCCAACUUCUACUUCCGGCCGUGCCGCGACCAGUACGACGAGGCCAUUCUCGAGUACUUCCGUUGCCGGUGCGGCGCGGUCCGGAAGCGAGUCACCGGGACGAGGUACUCGAACCUGAUGCAGCAUAUCAGGCGCGAGCACCCCUCGUACUCGGAGGAGAUACUGACCGCAACACCCGGUCAGACGGGCUCUCUUGCUCACUACGUCCGCCACUCUGCCCAGAACUUGUUCGGUUGGCCGGGGUGGCUGGUGAAUUACACGCGCCUCCAGCCUGUCUCUGUCGAAACGCUUCGGCGCGUCAUGGACGCGGUGACGCGCUGCGUCGAGCACGCGAUCGCGGCUGAGAUGCCGGAGGAGUUUGGUCGCAUCUUUGACGGGUGGAGCCACGACUCGGAGCACAACAUCGCGGUCUUCGCGUGCUACGAGGUUGAUGGGGUUCUGAGGUGCCCCUUGCUCUGCAUGGCACCACUCGUCAACGAUGAGACCGACGACUUCUCCGCGGCUAGUCAUCAAGCCUUCUUGGCUACGAUGCUAGCGCGCGACUAUCAGAAGCGCCUGGACCAGGUUCUCUUCCUGGUGGGAGAUAAUUGCGGCGUCAACCGCCGCCUCGCUACGCUGAUGGGCGUCCCGCUAUUUGGGUGUGCAAGCCACCGACUCAACCGAGCCGUCGCCGCCCGGCUGAGCGAAUGCGCUGAAGAUGUCGACAUGGUACAGGCGCUGAUGGUAAAGCUGCGGACCCUCCACCAUUCUGCAAAACUCCGGUUCAAGACCGACCUUCGACCAAUCAUCCGCCAGCAAACCCGCUGGGAGGACGACGAGUUGGCCGAGCUCCUUCCCCCGGCGGCGUCCAAGCGGCGGCUUCGGGACCUGCUCGGCGAGCUGAAGGACGUGGAGUCCGUGUCGAAGGCUCUCCAAGGCGCUGACGCAAACCUCCUCGACGUUCGCGUCUGGUUCGACGGGCUCAUUGCCGCGAAGCCCUCGUACGCCCGUUAUCUCGCACCGCGGGCUGACAUCGUCUACUGCCCCGACUUCGAGGCGGGCUGCGUCAAGAAGGCGGCGCUGGAGCGCUUCUUGGCGGCUCCACCAGCGGGCGAGGGCGAGCAAGAAGAGAAGGAUGAGGAGGCCAGCAUCUCCUUCAUGGAGCGGCUGCAAAAGUGUCGGCGCCUAGAAGAGCAUCAACCAUGCUACGAACUGCUGGCGUCCAUUCCGCCCACGUCCAACGUGGUCGAGCGAUUUUUUAGCAUCGCUCGGGCCACGUUUGGGCUGCAGCGCCACGCACUGCAGCCGUACACGCUGGAGAUGCUGCUGUUCCUGCGGCAGAAUGCCGAUUAUUGGGACGCGCGCACUGUUGAGAGCGCGGAGUAA